AAAAGAGUGGUGAGCCCCCAUGACCACAAUACAUCCCGUGCAUUAUAAGCUUCUAUCUGACUUGAACUCAGGAGCACUUAGCUUUGAACACUGGAGAGAGCCGAGAUGGGGAAAAGUCGCUUCUCAGGUUUGGAGGUGACCCUCAUCGUCAUGUUCGCACUGAUGUCCGUGGCAGCCAUCACUUUCAUUGUUCUAUUUGCCACAGGAGAACCCGGGAUCAUCAAAGAUGAAACUACACUACCAUUUGUUCCUCAGUGUCCCAAUAUCCCCCUGGCUGAAAGAGUGGACUGUUUCCCUGAUGCAGGAGCCUCAAAGCGAACAUGUGAACAGCGCGGAUGCUGCUGGGGGCCACUGGACGAGAGAAACGUUCCCUGGUGUUUCUUCUCAACCAACCACGGAUACACAGCGGAAUCAGUAGAGCAGCCGAAUCCUUACGUGAUGAAGGCCCAGCUGAAGAGAAUGGCCUCUCCUUCUUUAUUCGGCGAUGAUAUACAAGAGCUGGCAUUCCACGCAGAAAUGCAGUCAAACAAUCGACUCAGAUUUAAGAUCAACGAUGCCCACAGGCAGCGGUUCGAGGUCCCCCAUGAGCACGUCGGCAGCCUAAAGAGUGACCCAUCGAGCCCCAUCGGCAACACGCUGGAGAUCUCUCAGAAACCCUUUGGCCUCACCGUGCGCAGGAAGGAGAACAAAAAAGUGCUGUUUGACACUACGAUGGCGCCUCUGGUGUUCGCCGACCAGUACCUCCAGCUCUCCGCUAAGCUUCCAUCCCAUAAUGUUUAUGGCCUGGGAGAGCAUGUGCACAGACAGUAUCGCCACGACAUGAACUGGAAAACUUGGCCCAUCUUCACAAGAGACGCUUUCCCUAAUGGGGGAAUGCAUAACCUCUACGGACACUAUCCAUUCUUCCUCUGUCUGGAGGACGAGAGCGGAAAGUCAUUCGGGGUCUUCCUCAUGAACAGCAAUGCGAUGGAGGUCACCCUGCAGCCUGCUCCAGCUGUGACCUACAGGACGAUUGGGGGGGUCCUUGACUUCUACAUUCUCUUCGGAGACACACCAGAACAAGUGGUCAUGGAGUUCCUUGAGCUCAUUGGCAGGCCCGUCAUUCCUCCCUACUGGUCACUGGGUUUCCAGCUUUCUCGGUGGGACUACGGUAGCCUGAGUGAGGUGAAGACAACUGUGGAGAGGAACCGUGCCGUUAGCCUCCCAUACGACAUUCAGUACACUGACAUAGACUACAUGGAGGACAAGAAAGACUUCACCUACGACAAAGUCAAAUUCAGUGAGCUGCCUCAGUUUGCCGAUUACCUCCAUGAGAAGGGGCAGAGGUACAUCCUCAUCCUGGAUCCUGCAGUGGCUACCAGUAAGCGAGUAGGGAAUGCUGCAUACGACUCCUAUGACCGAGGGAAUGAGAAGAAUGCCUGGGUCACUGAAACAGAUGGGAAAACUCCUUUGUUAGGAGAGGUGUGGCCAGGAGAGACAGUGUUUCCAGACUACACCAGCCAAAGCUGCAUUGACUGGUGGGUUGAUGAGUACGAGCGAUUCUCCAGGGAGAUCAAACACGACGCCCUCUGGAUCGACAUGAAUGAGGUGGCUAAUUUCAAGAAAGGAUCGAAUAAGGGCUGUGCCGAUAACAAACUCAACUACCCUCCCUACACUCCAAAGAUCCUGGACGAGGUGAUGUACAGUAAGACUCUGUGUAUGGAUGCCAAGCAGGCCUGGGGGAACCACUAUGAUGUCCACAGUCUGUACGGAUACUCUAUGGUACUGGCCACUGAGAAAGCUCUGCAGCGUGCGUUCGGAGGAAACCGUACCCUGAUGCUGACCCGCUCCUCCUUCCCAGGUGUGGGGAAAUAUUCGGGUCACUGGCUGGGGGACAACGCCGCCAACUGGAACGACAUAAAAUGGGCCAUCCCGGGCAUGCUAGAGUUUGGGCUCUUCGGGGUUCCCUAUAUCGGAGCAGACAUCUGCGGAUUCUUUGACGACUCCAGCGAAGAGUUGUGCCGUCGCUGGAUGCAGGUGGGAGCUUUCUACCCCUUCAGUCGGAACCACAACGCUCAGGGCUACAAGCCCCAGGAUCCAGCUUCGUUUGGCUCUGGUUCAAUGCUGGUGGAGAGCUCCAAACAUUACCUGAGGAUACGUUACACACUUCUGCCCUACCUCUACACACUCUUCUACAAAGCCCACACCACGGGGGAGACUGUUGUACGUCCUGUCAUGCACGAGUUCUACGCUGACAGCGCCACCUGGACGGUGGAUCGCCAGUUCCUCUGGGGAAAACACCUGCUCAUCACACCUGUGCUGGACCCGGGUGUGGACAUGGUGCGCGCAUAUGUGCCAGAUGCUGUGUGGUACGACUACGAGACGAUGGAGCGGCUGGCAGACCGUAAAAUGCAUGUUGAUAUGCAUCUACCGGCUGACAAGCUGGGUUUACACAUCAGAGGUGGUGCGGUCCUCCCGACGCAGGAACCUGAUGUCACCACCACAUACAGUCGGCGCAACCCCAUGGGCUUGAUCGUCGCUCUUGAUGACAACAGCAAGGCAGCUGGGGAGCUGUUCUGGGAUGAUGGAGAUUCCCGAGAAACCGUUAAAACAGGAAACCACAUCCACCACACGUUCUCCAUUGUCUAUGGAGUACUGACGAUGCAGGUAGCCCACGCCGGCUACAAGGACCCAAACAACCUCAAGUUCGAGAACGUCACCAUCCUCGGGGUCCCCACCGCUCCUCUGUCCGUCUCUGUCACUCACGUUGGCGCUGGACGAAAGGGAAACACCACCACAGCGGUGCCAAACUCCGGCAUACAGUACGAUGGAGCCAAGGAGGUUCUGUUUCUGAGCGGCCUCUCUCUGACCCUGGGGGAGACCUACCUGGUGCAGUGGGAACUGGAGGCACAAGAGAAGCAGCGCUUCGACUGCCACCCAGAGGAGGAUGCAGACGAGGCCAAGUGCAAGGCCAGAGGCUGCCUCUGGGCGCCAAGCACCAUCGAACGUGCCCCGUGGUGCUUCUAUCCAAAAGACUAUGGUUACACCGUUACGGCACGCAAAGAAUCCAACUCGGGCAUGACAGUUGACAUCACCCGCAACAAGAAGUACUUGAGCAGCGGUCGCCCCCAGUCUCCAGACAUAGACACGCUCCGCGUCGAGAUCCGUUACCACAGCGGUGACAUGCUGCAAUUCAAGAUCUGGGACCCAGCCACAGAUCGCUAUGAGGUUCCCGUGCCGCUGUCGGUUCCCGCUGUUCCCGAGACUGAUGAGAGCAAGAGGCUUUACCAGGUCCUUCUAACCGACAAUCCAUUUGGCAUCCAGGUCGUGAGGAAGAGCACAGGGACCAAAAUCUGGGACUCCUCUGUGCCAGGUUUUACUUUCUCCGACAUGUUCAUCCAAGUAUCUACUCGACUGGCCUCGGAGUUUGUGUACGGCUUUGGGGAGACAGAGCAUCCUACCUAUAAGCACAACUUCGACUAUCACACCUGGGGAAUGUUCUCCAAGGACCAGCCACCGGGUUACAAGAUGAAUUGCUACGGGGUGCAUCCUUUCUACAUGGGCCUGGAGACCACCAGCGAUGCUCACGGUGUGCUGCUGCUCAACAGCAAUGCUAUGGAUGUGACUUUCCAGCCUACUCCAGCUUUAACCUACCGAACUGUGGGAGGCAUCCUGGAUUUCUACAUGGUCCUGGGACCUACACCUGAGAUGGUGGUGCAGGAGUACACUGCACUGAUUGGGCGUCCUGUUCUACCUGCCUAUUGGUCUCUUGGGUUCCAGCUCUGUCGCUAUGGUUACGCCAACGACAAAGAGAUAGGGGAUCUCUAUAGAGACAUGAGGGCAGCGGGUAUCCCCUAUGAUGUGCAGUAUGCAGACAUUGACUACAUGGAUCGCCAGCUCGACUUUAUCCUGGACCCUGAGUUCAAAAACCUGCCCACCCUGGUUGAUCACAUGAGAGGAGAGGGCAUGAGGUUCAUCUUCAUUCUGGAUCCGGCCAUUUCCGGCAACGAGACAGUUUAUUACCCUGCCUUUGUGAGAGGUAAAGAAGCGGAUGUCUUCAUCAAAUGGCCUAAAAACAUCAGUGAUGAAAUUGUGUGGGGGAAGGUCUGGCCAGAUUAUCCUAAUAUCACUGUUAAUGAAUCCCUGGACUGGCAUACACAAGUGGAGUACUACCGGGCCUACACAGCGUUCCCUGACUUCUUACGCACCGAAACAGCCGAAUGGUGGCUUCAAGAAAUCAAGGAUUUCUAUGAGAAAACCAUGAAGUUUGAUGGCCUCUGGAUCGACAUGAAUGAACCCGCCAGUUUUGUCCAUGGCACCGUUGGACAGAUGUGUCUCGGUGAUCCACUGCUCGAGAACCCUCCGUAUAUGCCACCAUUGGAGUCCAAACAUCUUGGCUUAAACCACAAGACUCUGUGCAUGAACAGCGAGCAGACACUCAGUGAUGGAAAGAAAGUCAGACACUACGAUGUCCAUAACCUCUACGGCUGGUCCCACACCAAGCCUACCUAUGAUGCUCUGCUGAAUGUGACAGGUAAAAGAGGCAUAGUGGUGACAAGGUCCACUUACCCCUCCAGUGGAAAAUGGUCUGGGCAUUGGUUGGGAGACAACAACGCCAGCUGGGACCAGCUUUACAAAUCCAUUAUAGGCAUGAUGGAGUUCAGUCUGUUUGGCAUCCCUUACACCGGGGCCGACAUAUGUGGCUUCUUCAGUACAGCCGAGUAUGAAAUGUGUCUGCGCUGGAUGCAACUGGGGGCCUUCUAUCCAUACUCACGCAACCACAAUGGCAAGGGAAGCCCGAGACAAGAUCCUGUUGCUUGGAAUACAACCUUUGCAGAGACCUCCCGCGACGUUCUGAAUAUACGUUACACCCUCCUGCCCUACCUGUACACGCUGAUGUACGAGGCCCACACCAAAGGAAGCACAGUGGUCAGACCUCUCUUGCACGAGUUUGUGAAUGAUACAACUACAUGGAGCAUCUACAAGCAGUUCCUCUGGGGACCUGCUCUUCUUAUCACCCCUGCCCUCGACCCGGGAGCCAGGCACGUGGAUGGCUAUGUUCCUAACGCACGCUGGUACGACUUCCACACGGCCAAAAAUGUUGGCGUGCGCGGCCAGGUGGUCAGCAUGCCCGCGCCCAUGGACCAUAUCAACCUUCAUAUCAGAGGAGGACACAUCUUACCCUGGCAGAAAGCAGAAAACAAUACACAUUAUAGCCGGAUGAAUCCUUUAGGACUGAUCGUUGCCCUGAGCGACAGUGGAACUGCCCGAGGAUCGUUCUUCUGGGAUGACGGGGAAGGAAUAGACACGGUUGAGAGAGACCAAUAUCUGCAGAUGUCCUUUGUGGCGGAAUCGGACAACUUGACCAGUCAGGUCGUCCACAGUGCCCUGGCCCCGGCCGACCGCUUGAUCCUGGGGGUGGUGAAGGUUUGGGGCGCAGGCAGGGUUAAGAUCACAACAGUGACCUUAACGGACGCGAAGGGAACCGCGCGUCAACUCACCCCGCAGCACAACCUGGACACUGAGGAGCUGAUCAUAGAUGCUUCCUCAGAGUCGGUGCGUCUGGAUCAGAGCUUCACCAUAAAAUGGACGACCGGCGUCUAGCCAAGAGCACAGUUGCUGUGCUUCAGUGGCAAACAAUUAAUGUUAAUGUUAAAUAAUGUUAAGAAAUGCAAUGUUUUAUUGAGUGUGAGAUACCCGUACUGGGUCACUGAUGAGCCUGUAUGUGUUGCAUGUCAUAAUGCUAUCUGAAACUUUUUACGUGACACUGUCUUUAAUUGUAAAGUAAUAAGAACCGGGUUGAGCAAAGGCACAAAUAAUGUCAAAACAUAACACGCUUUAAAUUUACAAUACAGAACUGCAAUACCUUCAAUAAAAAACUCGUUCUUGCUACUACAAA
This is a messenger RNA of Scophthalmus maximus (turbot), 5878 nucleotides long. RefSeq names its product sucrase-isomaltase (alpha-glucosidase) (gene si). Bases 106 to 5583 code for a protein of 1825 amino acids. The transcript is spliced from 48 exons. The record is from RefSeq and is a predicted model, not a curated record. Gene Ontology annotation, molecular function: carbohydrate binding; alpha-1,4-glucosidase activity. Lineage: Eukaryota; Metazoa; Chordata; Actinopteri; Pleuronectiformes; Scophthalmidae. Gene Ontology annotation, biological process: carbohydrate metabolic process.